This is a messenger RNA of Paralichthys olivaceus (Japanese flounder), 1713 nucleotides long. RefSeq names its product four and a half LIM domains 3b (gene fhl3b). Lineage: Eukaryota; Metazoa; Chordata; Actinopteri; Pleuronectiformes; Paralichthyidae. Gene Ontology annotation, molecular function: actin binding; transcription coregulator activity. Gene Ontology annotation, biological process: actin cytoskeleton organization. The record is from RefSeq and is a predicted model, not a curated record. Gene Ontology annotation, cellular component: nucleus; Z disc; stress fiber.
CGUAAGGGGGCAGUGCAGGCAGGAGCAUAAAGCCGGACCACCACAGGACACGAGGAAGACAUUUCAACAAUGGCGGGACGUUUGGAGAAGAAGCUUCAGGAGUUGCUCUCCGGCCUCGACAGAGCCUUCCUGUCUGACGUCGUCGGGAGGAUGUACGUCACACCACAGACAGCUGUGCCCGUGGACACGCAGCCCCACGAGCUCUGCUGUGAAAUGAUCGAUGUCGUCAUUGAUGUCUCCUGCAUUUACAGACUGAUGGAGGAUGGCUGUGGCUAUGACAGGGAGUCUUUGGCUAUCAUCAGGCUCGACACCACCGCGGGUCUCGUCUGCGUCCUCAGAGACGAGAGCUUCCAGAGGAAAGUUGGUCGGCCAGAAAAAAGAGACAGACAUCAUGAGUGACCGCUUCGACUGCAAAAACUGCAACGAGUCCCUGUAUGGACGUAAAUACAUCCAGGUGGAGGACAACCCACACUGCGUCCCCUGCUACGACCGCCUGCACGCCCACACCUGCCAGGAGUGUAAAGAAAUCAUCAGUCACAACGCCAAGGAGCUCUUCUAUGAAAACAGACAUUACCACGAGCACUGCUUUCGCUGUUUCCGCUGCGACCGCUCUCUGGCGGACGAGCCCUUCACCUGCCAGGAGGACGCGCUCGUGUGCAGCGACUGCUUCUGCAACGAGUUUUCCUCCAAGUGUGUGGCCUGCGACAAGACGGUCAUGCCAGGCUCCAAGAUGUUGGAGUACGGCGGCUCCACGUGGCACGAGGACUGUUUUGUGUGUCACGGCUGCGAGAAGCCGAUCGGUGCCGAGGCUUUCAUCCCAGACAAAAACAACUACUACUGUGUGCCGUGCUACGAGGGCAGGCUUGCUCCUCGGUGCAGCCACUGCAAUAAGGCUCUCACCAAAGGAGGAGUGACCUACAAGGAGCAGGUUUGGCACAAAGAGUGUUUCUCCUGCACGGGCUGCAAAGCUCCGCUGGCUGGUCAACCCUUCACCUCGCAGGGAGAGAGUCCGUACUGCGUCAAGUGCUUCAGCAGCCUCUAUGCCAAAAAGUGUGCCGGCUGCAACACGGCCAUCACGGGGUUCGGGGAUGGAAAGUACGUCUCCUUCGAGGACAGGCAGUGGCACCAGCCGUGCUUCAAGUGUUCGCGCUGCUCCGUGUCGCUGGUGGGCUCCGGCUUCUUCCCAGACCGUGGUCAGAUUCUGUGUGCGGACUGCAACAACGACGACUGACCAACGGCUAACUGCAAAACAUCAAACACUGCUGACACCAGUGGGGAAACGCCCAAACCUCAGCUUUGCACAUGAACACUGCAACUCACUCACAGCGUAACGGUGACGCAGAGCUCAGUAUUCACAACUCAGAAGUCAGACUUUAGCACGUUCAAAUGUUUGUAUUCUGUAUUCUGUCCUGUGAUACACUUAAUAUGUGAUUUUUUUUUUUCAAUAUAUUUUACAUUUUGUGCUUCAAACAAUUAAUAAAAUAUAGGAAACAUUUAAAUUAAACCUUUUUGGCUGAUAACCCAAAACUUUUAUAUGAUUUUAAAUGAUAAUUAGACUAAGUUUAAAACAUUGUUGUACUUUUUCAAAAACAUACUGCCAUUUAUACAACGGACUCUUUUCCUCUUGCUACCUGUAUGUAAACAUAUGUGUGUAAACGUAUCUGUAACAUUGUUUUUUCAGCUUUCACUGCAGUGUACAUGCAAUAAAAAUGU